GGCGGCACCGAGCAGCUCCGGCAGGUGAAAAAAGCGCCUACAGUUUACUGUGGGAUCAGGACAAAAAGGAGCGACACACUUCAGCACAGACGUGCGGCAGAAGUAAUCCCUCCAUAAAGCGGACUCAGCACAGCAGCAGAGAAACAGACGGAAGUGGAACAGUUUGAAUGUUUUCUUCUCUCCUGACAUCCGUGGAGCGCAGGAGCGGGGGAGACGCCGGUGCGCUCCGCGAUGUCAGCCGCUGUUAAUGAUAGUGAUGGGAAGAGGAGAGGGUGCUUCGCUUGCAGACGUCGCCUCGCAUGUUUGUGUAACGGACAAUUAAUUGUUACCUGUGCCAAGGGAAGUGCGAAGAGUGUUUUGGUGCCAGCUUUAGAAAAGCUGCUGGAAGCAGCCGGUGGAUGUGGCACCAUGGGGAUAAAGACAAGACUCCAAGCCAUGCUGAUGUUAUUAUGGAUCAUUCAAGGUGACACAAAGAAGGUGGAGUUCCCCAGAAAAGAGAUGGAGGUGGUACAAGGCCAGAUGGUGGUGUUACAAGCGUGGUACAGCCCCAGCGGAGACAUUUCCAAAAACUCUGUCAUUUGGUACUUCUCUGGGAACGAGUCCAAGCAGGUGAUAAACUUUAGCUCAGGUGAGGUCGGACACGGUCAGAACGAGUUCACAAAAAGAGUGGGCUUCAGUGUGGCCAUGCCCUCGGCCAACCUCUCCAUCUACAUCAAUAACACCCAGGAAUCCGACUCUGGUCGCUACAUGUGUAUUGUCAUCAUCCCCGGAGCUCCUGGCAUUUCUGGGGAGAUGAGCCUUAAUGUCAAAGUCCCUCCUUCUCCCCCAGUGUGCACCAUGACAGGGAACCCAGUGGUGAAGGGCAAUGUGACUCUGAGCUGUAAGUCCAGUCAUGGAAAGCCUGUCCCUCAGUACAAAUGGACCAAGGCUGCACCCAUGUCUGAGGUCUUCUUCUCUCCAAUGCAGAAUGAGAGACACGGUACCCUCAGGCUGAGCAACCUCACUAAAAGCAUGUCAGGGAAGUACAUCUGUCGAGCCAGCAACACCGCCGGCUCCGACAGCUGCUCCAUUAACCUGGAGGUUUUCACCUCUUCCAACGCAGGUGUGAUUGCAGCAGCUACUCUGGGGUCAGUGGUGGGACUGGUGGCCAUGGUGCUGUUUCUCAUAUUCAUACUGAGGAGGAGAGGGGACACAGAGGAGGAGAUAGCCAAUGAAAUCAAGGAGGACGCUCAGGCACCAAAGCGAGUGUCAUGGGCAAAGAGCAACACAGGCUCAGAUGGUAUGUCCAAGAAUGGCACCUUAUCCUCCAUAGCCACCAGCCCUCAACCACGAGACCCCCAUCAGCCCAACUUCCACUAUCCGUACUCCCCGAUAUCAGCGUCGGACGCGAGCUCAGUGAUCAACGCCUACCAGCUGCGCCCUGGAGAAGCCAAUACCUUACAAGGGCUUCCUGGCUACAACAUCGGAGGCACGCCGUCGCGUAAACACAGGCGGCCUCCGAGUGCAAACGGGGCUCCUUCGCAGGUUCUCAGGAGCCCUGCGGUCACCAACCCCAAAAGAACUGAGGGGGCGCAGCCUCAGACGGCACCUCCACCCACUGUGUCCCCACAAGUUAGUUCCUCCACUCUGACACGCAUGGGAGCUGUUGCUGUCAUGGUGCCUGCUCAAAGCCAGGCUGGAUCACUGGUGUAACGGCAUGGGAAGCAAAGGACAGAGAGCGAGUCCCUCACAGUGCAGCGCCCUUUCUCGGUGAAGGCCUGAUAGGUUGAGAGAGAAGAAAACACACGUGCUUCAUCAGAACAAACUCUUCCUUUGGUUUGUUGACGAACCAGUGCAGCGUUCUUCAUUUCAGUUUUCUUUUAAAUGCUGCAUCCAGGCUCAUUAAAGAGAAAUAUAUUUUUAUUUCCAUGCUUAGAAAGAAAAGAAGUGUCGAUUUUACGUAGCAGCAUACACUGAUAUUGUAAACCAUAGCAAGCAGAACGGUUUACUCCGUCUCGCCGUUGUUGUGCAAUGUUUUGGCUACAUUUCUAUGAUUUCUACAACUUCAUUGUAAAGAGAUUUUUCUAAUUUCAUUUUUAUGUUAUUUUACCUGGAUGUGUAAGGAUCACUUUUCUCAGGCUAACUGCACUCGUUCAGAGCAAAAACUCACAAUUCAGACACUGAAAAUAGUUUCUACAGUUUCACAUUUCUGGCCCACAUUCGUGUUCACAUCAGGAAACAGUUUCAGUGUGGGCUGAAGACUGAUAAGGACUCAAAACUUGAUGAUUUUGCUUGUUAUGGUAGCUGGAAUGUAACUAAAGUAGUGAGUAUAACAGUGUUAAAGGCGAUGGUUUCUGACUAUUUUGUUUAAAAGUGUUGGGUAUAACAAGAUUACUGCAAACGUAUGGCAGGCAGCAGUGGAGACUGUAUGGGCUCAAAAUGUGGUCAUAAAUAUUUUGUACUUGUAAAUCAGUUUUGUACUUGUAAAUCAGGAUUUGUAUGUGUAAAAAGAAUUUGUGUGUGUGUAAAAAAGAUUUGUAUGUGUAAAA
Molecule: messenger RNA, 2528 nt
Organism: Oreochromis aureus
Lineage: Eukaryota; Metazoa; Chordata; Actinopteri; Cichliformes; Cichlidae
Gene: esamb
Product: endothelial cell adhesion molecule b
Exons: 7
Coding region: 232-1692 (486 amino acids)
Biological process (GO): homophilic cell-cell adhesion
Cellular component (GO): plasma membrane; adherens junction
Molecular function (GO): cell-cell adhesion mediator activity
Source: RefSeq, a predicted model, not a curated record